AUGGGCAGCCCGGCGGCGGCGGCGGCGGCAUGGGGCGCGUCUCCCGUCAAGCGGGCGCGGUGCGAGAGCUUCGCCGAGGAGCUCCACAGCCCGGAGAGGCGCGCGGCCCCCGCGCCGCAGGGCGACCGCUCCGACCCGCGGCUCUGGGACACCGAGUGGCUCUGCGACUACCUCGCGCGCAGCGGCGUCGGCGAGCCCAGCCUGCUGCGGCGCUUCCGAGAGAGCGGAGUCACCGGGACCAUGCUGCUCGACAUGCCGGCCUGCGCCCUCGAGAUCACCCGCGUCUGCCUCCCAGCUGAGAGACUGAAAGUGCUUGCCUGCCUGAACAAACUGAGACAGCAGCAUGUGGACAUAAUGAAGGUUUUUAAUGAUCCCAUUCAUGGGCAUAUUGAGAUACAUCCUCUUCUUGUUCGCAUCAUCGACACUCCUCAGUUUCAGCGCCUUCGAUACAUUAAGCAGCUGGGAGGCACGUACUUUGUUUUUCCAGGAGCUUCUCACAACCGCUUUGAACACUCUUUAGGAGUAGGCUAUCUAGCAGGGUGUCUGGUUCGUGCACUGAAGGAAAGACAACCAGAACUCGAUAUAACCCAGCGAGACAUCCUCUGUGUUGAGAUUGCUGGGCUUUGUCAUGAUUUGGGUCAUGGGCCAUUUUCACACAUGUUUGAUGGAAGAUUUAUUCCACUUGUUCGUCCAGAUUUGAAGUGGAAGCAUGAAACUGCUUCUGUUGAAAUGUUUGAACAUCUGAUCACUUCCAAUAAGCUAGAAAAAGUCAUGGAAUCUUACGGUCUUGUCCUGGAAGAAGAUAUGAACUUUAUCAAGGAACAAAUAGGAGGACCUACAGAUGAAACUACUUGUGAGAAAUCAUGGCCCUACCUUGGUCGACAAAAGGAGAAAAGUUUCCUUUAUGAGAUAGUAGCUAACAAGAAAAAUGGCAUUGACGUUGACAAAUGGGAUUAUUUUGCAAGGGAUUGCCAUCACCUAGGAAUCCAGAAUAAUUUUGAUUAUAAGCGAUUACUUAAAUUCACUCGGGUCUGUGAAGUAAAAAACCAGAAGCAUGUCUGUACCCGUGACAAGGAAGUUGGAAAUUUGUAUGAUAUGUUCCACACACGGAAUUGUCUGCACCGGCGAGCAUACCAGCAUAAGGUUGGCAACAUCAUUGAAAUAAUGAUUACAGAAGCCUUUCAAAAAGCAGACCAGUUUUUUAAAAUAGAAGGCUCUAAAGGAACACCCUACAGAAUUUCUACAGCCAUGGAGGAUAUGGAAGCCUACACUAAGCUAACUGAUAAUAUCUACUUGGAGAUUCUGCACUCAAGUUGUCCAGAACUGGCUGAGGCACGAGAAAUUUUGCAUAAAAUAGAGCGACGUGAAUUAUACAAAUUUUUAGGAGAGACUCAGCCUGAAAAAGUGAAGGAAAUUGCCAAGGGUGAAUAUGAUGGCCUAGCAGAAGAAAUUGCUGAUUCCAAGCCUGAAAAGAAUCCUCCAACUGUGGAGCCAAAGGCUGAAGAUUUCAUAGUUGAUGUUAUCAGUAUGGAUUAUGGAAUGAAAGAACAGAACCCUAUUGAUAAUGUUCUCUUCUAUUGCAAAGCUGAUCCUACCAAGGCAGUGAAGAUCAGUAAAGAACAGGUCUCGAAGCUUUUGCCUGAGACUUUUGCGGAGCAGGUUAUUCGUGUUUAUUGCAAAAAUCAGGAUCCGGAUACUGUUUCAGCUGCAAAACAAUAUUUUAUUCAGUGGUGUAUAAGGAGGGAUUUCACCAAACCACAGGAUGGUGAUGUGGUUGCUCCUCAUCUAACUCCAAUGAAAAAAAGCUGGAAUAACAUGCAAGAGAAUGAAUCCUCAGCUUCAGAAUCCAGUUGCAAGCAAAGGCUUUCUUUUGAUAAGUAAUACUUUUCAUUUUGCACUGUUCACUCUCCUUCAGAAGAUGGGUAGUCUGGAGUAGCAACUUACUUAAAAGCCAAUUUGAUGGACUGUAAAAAUUUACAGAACAAUGCAGUAAUGCAUUUUACAAUACAGCAUAUGUACAGUUUGUUUUAAUGUAGACACUUAAACUAAGUGCAUAUUCAAAAUGGACUUUUCAAAAAUAACAACCUGUUGCAGCAGAAAAAACUCAAUUCUCAUUUUUUUUGAAUGUAUUGAUGCUUUGUAGCAAGAGAAACCUUAAAAUAUUGAAAUUCACCAUAAUUACAAGGAGGUGUUGAAGACACAUUACUGCUUCUCCUGACAGUGAUCCCUUCUUAAGGUAUUACAAUGUUACAAGAACUAGUAGAAAAUCUUCAGCUCAGUUCUUUGCAGUGCCUGAGGCAGAGAGGAGUAAGUAUGCUUCCUGAAAUACAGUGAGAUAGUAGCACUUUGAAAUAACCAUAGGUGGCUUCUUUGAGAACAAUAAAACAUACUUCCUUUAAUAAGAAAUAAUUAAAAUAAUAAUAAGAAGUAGUUGGGGGCAAGGGGAAGAGUUCUUUUUACUAACCAAAGAUUAUUUUUCUGGAAUUAGAAAAGGUGAUGAAGAUGCAACCCUCUUGCUAUAAAAGUGACCAUGCAAUUUUUAUUGAAGUAACAAUGCAUUUCAGCAACAGCCUUUUAUUGUUUUUAUAGUGUAUUUUUGAUACAUUGAAUGUUAUAUUUUUUAUUGCUACACUGAACUACAAAAGCUACCCAAAACUUCUAUCCUUUGAGCACUUGCAAGAAAGCAGAGCUACUUGAAUGUGAGUCAAAGCGUGUGGAUGUACGCACAAUUCUUAGCAUGACUAACUAGUCCCAGAAGGAUGCUGCACACAGCUCUGCUCCUCCUUGCAACAAAGUGCACCUUGUAUCUGUGUUACACUGUACUAGGUAGACAGGCCCUUCAUGACUUCCUCUAUUCUUGCAUCUAUUCCCUGUUCUGUGGCUUUGUGAUUGCUGUUUCUGUAGGCUUUUUGUUUUAUUUUUUGUUUUGUUUUCCCUCUCCCAUGUAGAAUUAUAAGAAUUCUUACAGUUCGCCUUACUGGUAAUACUGAUGUGAGUGUUGCUAAAUGACUGUCCAGUUGAAAAAACAAACGAGGAAGACCUUUUUCCUCUUAUCUUUUACUCAGGUCUCAAACAUUCUUUUUAAAGUCUGCUUUGCUUUUGUUAAAUAAAACCCAAAUGCUUGAAAAAGCCCACCGUCAAAACUGAAAACACCAAGCAAAAUAUUCUGUAAUGCUGAGAAGUUGGACUGAGUUUUAGAUUUUUGUAACAUCUAUUCAAAAAAAAAAAAAAAAAAAAAAAAAAAGGCAAGUUCAGCAAUUGAUAUUGAUUUUAGCAGCCAAGCAUUGGUAACUAGACUGGUUUUGAAAACUGUCAGAGUGGGGAAGUCAUUGUAAGAGAACUUCAUAAUUCUUUUCUUGUCUUACUGCAUCUCCUUUGCCCUUUUUAUUGUGGCAACUUAUAGCUGUUAUGCAGAGGUAAAGAGAAUGAGUAUUCAACUACUUAUUCAGAUUUAAUUUGAUGAAAUAACCAGAAGUUGUUCUGCAUUCUGCUGCUUUCUUAUGAACUUGUGCUUAAGUGUUUAAGGGGGAUGCUGUGCAGCCUCUGCUGUUCGUAUCUUUAAUGGUGUUUCACCUCUACAGUUGUACCAUGUAAUUUCUAUUGCAAGGUAUUGUGACCUCUUUAAAAGCUUAGAAAGGAUUUUUUUAUUAUGCUUCAACAAAUAACAUCAUAGAGUGAAGGCAUUUAUCUCCUUAUCUACAUGAAAUCACGUAUUUACUUGUUCAGAAUAACGUAAUUUUCUUAUUGUUGCUUGGGUUUGUUUUGAAGCUGUUGUAAAAGGUGCACUUUAUGUUUGGGAAAAGCUUUUUGCUUAUGUUAACCAUGUGUUUCAGAAAUUUGUACAUAAAUGUAUCAGAUGUUAGUUUCUGAGACAGAGCAUUUCUUUUUCUCAAACAUGUUAAUCUGAGCCUCCCUGGACUAAAAAUAAAUUUAUAAACAAUGA
Messenger RNA from Rhea pennata, 3943 nucleotides. It is a transcript of the gene SAMHD1, whose product is annotated as SAM and HD domain containing deoxynucleoside triphosphate triphosphohydrolase 1. Gene Ontology annotation, molecular function: dGTPase activity. The transcript is spliced from 16 exons. Bases 1 to 1881 code for a protein of 626 amino acids. Gene Ontology annotation, cellular component: nucleus. Gene Ontology annotation, biological process: dGTP catabolic process; regulation of innate immune response; defense response to virus. The record is from RefSeq and is a predicted model, not a curated record. Lineage: Eukaryota; Metazoa; Chordata; Aves; Rheiformes; Rheidae.